GGGGUUGCUAACAGUAAUCCACAGACGUGACCUACCUCCCUCGCUGUAACCUGUGAGUGAGUCUGAGUUCUGACCUCUCAACAAAGAACAAAGACUGUAGAAGUAGGAGGGAGUAGAGAGAGAGAGAGAGAGAGAUGGAACGCCAACAGCAGCAACGUGAAGAUGAUGAGCAGAGCGCGCAAGAAGAGCAGGAGCAUGAAGUUUACGGAGGAGAGAUUCCAGACUAUGGAGAGAUGGACGCCGACGUCGAAUUCCCCGGGGAUGAAGAAGUCGAUCCUAAUUCGAAGAACCUGGAAGAUAUGAAGAAGAGACUCAAGGAGAUCGAGGAAGAAGCAGGUGCUCUUCGCGAGAUGCAGGCCAAAGUCGAGAAGGAAAUGGGUAUCGUUCAAGAUCCCUCUAGUGCUGCUGCAACUCAAGCUGAAAAAGAGGAGGUUGAUUCACGCUCAAUAUAUGUUGGUAAUGUAGACUACGCAUGUACUCCUGAGGAAGUCCAGCAGCAUUUCCAAUCUUGUGGAACAGUGAACAGAGUAACAAUUUUGACAGACAAGUUUGGUCAGCCGAAAGGAUUUGCCUAUGUUGAAUUUGUUGAAACUGAUGCCGUUCAAAAUGCUCUCCUGUUAAAUGAGUCAGAGUUGCAUGGUCGUCAAUUAAAGGUAUCUGCUAAGCGGACCAACAUUCCUGGAAUGAAGCAGUACCGAGGAAGAAGACCCAAUCCAUAUCUUGGCUUUCGUGGCCGAAGGCCGUUCAUGCCAGGCCCUCCCUUUGCUCCUUAUGGAUAUGGGAAGGCUCCGAGGUUCAGGCCGCCCAUGCGAUACAGGCCAUACUAUUGAUGAGUUCUAAUCGGUGUGCCGGGGUGUUGAUUCGGUGGCCAAGAAUGUAGCAUCUGAUGGAUGUUCUCUGUGGUGUAAGGUAAUCCAUUUUCUCCAAUGCUUGUAUUAUCUUUCGCACAUGAAAGGGCUAACUUGGUUUUGCCAAAAUCUUUCAUCAUUUGGUCUCGUACACUUUCCACCCUGUAAGCUAUGAAACUUGGAUUUAUGUUAUUGGCAUACAAGGAUUAAUAUUCGUGCCAUCAAACAAGAAAGGUUGAUAGAUAAUGAAGACACCUUCCUUGCUCAGGCUAUUUUCAAUCUUCUGAUGCUUCUGCAUUAGUUGCUGCUAUAAAUGUUGAGUUUUGAUAAAAUAUCACACUGCCAUAUUAUGUUUUUAA
Nelumbo nucifera (sacred lotus) is the source of this 1207-nucleotide messenger RNA. Its product is annotated as polyadenylate-binding protein 2-like. Lineage: Eukaryota; Viridiplantae; Streptophyta; Magnoliopsida; Proteales; Nelumbonaceae. Gene Ontology annotation, molecular function: poly(A) binding. The record is from RefSeq and is a predicted model, not a curated record.